CCGGACAAGAGACAUCAUUGAAGACGAGCACGUGUCCGAAUUCACGACUGCGAAUAAUUAAUCGACAAGACACUGCUCCCUUGUAGCUGUCAAUUCCCCCAACGGACUCGUACGGCUGGGCUUGCAACGUUGCGUGAAGACUCUCGUCUCCCACGUCGCAAGCCUGCGUCUGGUAUCAAACGAGAUGAUUCCAUUACCGAGACCUGAAGACUACGAUGUCUCGCCGGAGCAUGGCUUCCUGUCUGCAGAUCUACCGCUUGAGGGGCUUCCUGACAGCUACUACCAACCGUGGGAGUUCGUGGUGAAGAAUUUGCAGGGCUUAAUCCUAAGCAAGAGGCUGCAUGAGGUUGUUGACCGGAUGCCGGUGCUGUCGACGGACAGACUGCACGGCGAGCAACAAUGGCGAAGAGCGUACAGUGUGCUUGCCUUCAUUGCCCACUCAUAUAUAUGGGGUGGAGAGCGGCCAAUGGAGUGGGUGCCGCCACCAGUCACAGUUCCGUUCAUGCGAAUAUGCAAUGAGCUGCAACUGCCUCCCGUUGCCACAUACGCUGGUCUGGUGUUGUGGAACUGGAAGCCAAUAUUCGCCUCCGAGCGGAUAGAUACACUCGCCAACCUUGACAUGAUUGAUACCUUCACUGGUUCACUCGACGAAAAAUGGUUCUACCUCAUCAGCGUGGCGAUUGAAGCACGUGGCGCGCCGCUCAUUCCACUAAUGCUACGUGCUAUUGAUGCUGCACGCAGUGGUGACCGAUCCACUGUCACAGAGUGCCUUUGCACUUUUGCAGAGCGACUGGACGAGCUUGGUGCCAUGCUACAGCGUAUGUACGACAACUGCGAUCCGCAUGUCUUCUAUCACCGCAUCCGACCUUUUCUUGCGGGAAGCAAGAACAUGGCCGACGCAGGCCUGCCUAACGGCGUUAUCUUCGACAAUGGCGGGCCGAUCAACAAGCAACGCUACGUGAAGUAUAGCGGCGGUAGCAACGCGCAGUCGAGCCUGAUCCAGUUCUUCGAUGUCGUGCUAAGCGUAGAGCAUCGACCUACGGGCCAGAAGGCGCACAACGUCCAUCCUGAGUUCGGCAAGAAGAAGCCGUCAGCACCAGAACCCAGCUUCAUCCACGAGAUGCGGAAGUACAUGCCAGGCCCGCAUGCACGGUUCUUGGAGGCGGUGGGUCGUGUCGCGAACAUUCGCGAGUUUGUCCAACAGCAUCGCUACGACCGAUCGCUGAGCGUAGCUUUCGACGCAUGUUUGGCCAUGCUCAGUGCCUUCCGUGACAAGCACAUCCAAAUGGUGAGCCGCUACAUCAUCAUCAAAAGCCGGGAAGCCAAGAAGGAGCAGCCCGAGGCGAAGAAGCCGAAGGGUGAAACGCUAGCGACCAUGGAGCUUCCCGUCCGGCCCAAGAGUGCCGCGGGUGGCAGGCCCGAGGAGAAGGACCGCAAGAACUUGCGAGGUACUGGUGGAACGUCCCUGAUUCCCUUCUUGCGGCAAGCGAGAGACGAGACGGGUGAGCCGGCUGUUGACGCUUGGGCUCGGAGAGUGCUCAGUAAAGGCCGUGAUAACGGGCACGAAGAGCGUAGGAAGAGUCAGAUCGAUAAGUGUCAGGGCUUGGCGAGUGUCUGGCAUAUCGAUGACAGUGAUGGUGGGCUGUGUCUGUAUUAGACGGCCUGUGCCUGCAAAAGCCUUUGUACAUACUGCCACGUUGUCGGCUAUAAUGAAUAUCAUGCAGCAGCGAUUUUCCGAUUGA
Baudoinia panamericana UAMH 10762 is the source of this 1742-nucleotide messenger RNA. RefSeq lists its product as uncharacterized. Gene Ontology annotation, molecular function: metal ion binding; indoleamine 2,3-dioxygenase activity; heme binding. The coding region runs from base 185 to 1657 and encodes 490 amino acids. Gene Ontology annotation, biological process: 'de novo' NAD+ biosynthetic process from L-tryptophan. Gene Ontology annotation, cellular component: cytoplasm. The record is from RefSeq and is a predicted model, not a curated record. The transcript has a single exon. Lineage: Eukaryota; Fungi; Ascomycota; Dothideomycetes; Mycosphaerellales; Teratosphaeriaceae.